This is a messenger RNA of Vigna angularis (adzuki bean), 2490 nucleotides long. RefSeq lists its product as uncharacterized. The transcript has 2 exons. Bases 1 to 2490 code for a protein of 829 amino acids. The record is from RefSeq and is a predicted model, not a curated record. Lineage: Eukaryota; Viridiplantae; Streptophyta; Magnoliopsida; Fabales; Fabaceae.
AUGAGAGUUACGAAGUUGAAAGGGAUUUGGAUGGAUUUAAAUAAAAGGCACGUAUUAGAGAACAAAAUUAUUUCCAAACUCGACGAACGUUUAAUUGAGCUUACAGCUUCAAUUCGGCAAGCAAUUGAAGCAUCGGUUGAUCGGCGCAUCUUGGAGACCUUACACCGGACCUCUGAAUUUGGGAAUGAUGCUUCAGGGCACAGUCCUAAUUCUAGAGGUGCCCGCAACUCGAACUCCACCUAUUCUUGUGGCACCCGUUUGGCUCGAAUCGAUUUUCCACGCUUUGGCGGUGAUGCAAUCCAACAGUGGAUUUAUCAGUGUGAAACGUUCUUUGCGAUUGACGGCACUCCGGAAGAUUUUCGGGUGAAAUUAGCGGUAAUCCAUUUUGAAGGAAAGGCACUGCAGUGGCAUACUUCUUUUAUUAAGACUCUUCCAGUCGGUCACCUUCCAACUUGGACCGACUUUACCCGUAUAUUGAUAGAUCGUUUUGGUGAGAUCGAUGAUGACCCGAUGUCGGACCUUAUGAAAUUAAGGCAAACUGGUUCUGUGGUUGAACAUCAUGAUCACUUUGAUGUUAUAACUUCUCGAUUGGAUCUCAGUGACAACCAUUUGUUAAGUUGUUUCUUAGGCGGUUUGGAAAAGGAUAUUCAACUGACUGUCAAAAUGUUUCAGCCCCAGGAUUUAAGGAAGACAUUCCAUUUGGCUAAAUUGUAUGAGUCCGCUUCUGCUUCAAACAUGCCGCCCAAAUUUUCUCUUAAAUCCCCGAGUGCAUAUACGAAUACAAUGGCCAUUUUGCCUCCACCGAAACCUUUGAACAAACCACCUGACUCACAGACAAACCAACGACACGCUAAUAAGAAACCCACUCCUGCUUUUAUGAUUGAGAGGAGAUCAAAGGGCCUUUGCUAUUUUUGUGAUGAACCUUACAGCCCUGCCCAUGCUGUGACACAUAAGAAAUUGGAGAUUCAUGUUCUGGAGGUAAGUAACAAUGAGGAGGAACUUGUCGAUCAGCUUGAUGAUACACACGAAGAUGAUAAUCCUUCCUUGGACCCUCACAUCUCAGUUAAUGCCUUGACUGGUAUUGCAACCUUCAACACUAUGAGGGUGACUGGUUACUUUAAGAAGAAACCCCUGCAUAUACUCAUUGACAGCGGCAAUACCCAUAAUUUCUUGGAUGAGUCAGUAGCUAAACAAUUGGGCUAUCCGUUGACUGCUAUUUCCCCUUUAAGUGUAGCAGUGGCUGAUGGGGCUCGAGUAAACAUCACUGCCAUUGCUAAACAUUUUCCUUGGACAAUGCACAACAGGGAAUUUACCUCAAAUAUGCUUCUAAUUCCUUUAGGAUGUUGUGAUGUGGUAUUAGGAAUUGAAUGGUUGGUUACCCUCGGAGACAUUACUUGGAAUUUUGAUAAGUUGACUAUGCAAUUUUCUGUCCAGGGCAAGAGGAUGGUUUUGCGAGGUACUACUGACAUUGGGCUGAAAACUGCUAGAAAAAGACAGUUGCAGAAAACAAUUACUGGUGGUGUUCAUUUAUCCCUAUUGCAAUUGUGUGACCAGGAUAACGAUUUUCUCUUCCACUCCUUGACUACACAUGCGGACUGCCAGCUCAUUCCUAACUCUAUAGAAGCAUUAUUGUUGCAAUUUCAUGAUAUUUUUCAAGAACCUACCACUCUGCCUCCUACACGACCUGGUCAUGAUCACAAAAUUCCCUUGGUUACAGGCGCCAAUCCUAUCAACAAGCGGCCCUAUAGAUAUGUUAAACAGCAGAAGGAUAUUAUUGACAAAUUGGUGCAUGACUCUCUUAAAUCUGGUAUCAUACAGCAAAGUAGCAGCCCUUUUGCUAGCCCUGUUGUUUUGGUUGGAAAAAAAGAUGGCUCUUGGAGACUCUGUGUAGAUUACCGAGACCUUAAUAAACAAACCAUUAAGGAUAGAUUUCCUAUUCCUUUAGUGGAUGAUCUGUUAGAUGAGUUACAUGGUUCUAUGGUGUUUUCUAAAAUUGAUUUACGGUCCGGAUAUAAUCAAGUACGAAUGGAGGAUGGUGAUAUUCAUAAAACUGCAUUUAAGACCCACGGAGGUCACUUUGAGUAUUUAGUUAUGCCAUUUGGCUUAACUAAUGCUCCAGCCACCUUCCAAGGUCUCAUGAAUGAUGUUUUCAAGGAUUAUUUGCGACACUUUCUUUUGGUGUUCUUUGAUGAUAUUUUAAUAUACAGCAAGGAUCUUCCACAUCACCUUUCGCAUUUGCAUAGCGUAUUGUUGACUAUGCGCCAAAAUUCUUUGUAUGCGAAGAAAUCCAAAUGCUACUUUGGUGUAGAACGAGUUGAGUAUUUAGGCCAUUUUAUCACAAAGGAGGGUGUAUCCACCGACCCUGCAAAAAUCUUGGCUGUCCAGAAUUGGCCUAUUCCAACGUCCUUGAAACAGUUGAGAGGAUUUUUGGGACUUGCCGGUUACUAUCGACGCUUUGUUCGGGGUAUGGUAGUAUUGCACGGCCAUUGA